CACACCACACAUCACACCAUGAUCGGCAUGAUCUACCGAUAGAUUAAAUUGUUAAAGGUAUAAUAUAUGAUUAUUUAUUACUUAAAUGUUGAACAUUGUUUUCAUUAAUCAUUAAGUAACUUUAUUUUAUUCGUGACACAACUCUGCAACUAUCAUGAAUUUGGUGCCUGAGAAAAACAGCGAUUUCAGUACAACGGAGUAUUGGGAUUCCUUUUUUACAAAACGUAAAACUACUUUCGAAUGGUACGGUAAUUAUGAAAAUUUAAAACGUUUACUCACCAAAUACAUUAGUGCUAAAGAUGUCAUAUUGAUGUCGGGAUGUGGAAAUUCUGAUCUUAGUUUAAACCUAUACUCGGAUGGGUUCGUCAACAUGACUAGUGUAGAUAAUAGUGAAGUUGUUAUUGCCAAUAUGAAUAAAAAACAUAAAAACAAAUACCCAGGACUAGUUUACGAAAUUGAAGAUAUAUUAAAUACCAAGUAUGCCAAUGAAAAGUUUAGUGCCGUUAUUGACAAAGGAACACUAGAUGCUUUGAUGCCAGAUGGUGAAGUAGAAUCUCUUACACGUGCAAUGAAAAUGUUUAACGAAAUCAAAAGAAUAUUGAAAUUUGGAGGACGAUAUAUUUGUGUAUCGCUUCUUCAGUACCAUAUUGCCCAGUUUUUAUUUUCCUAUUUCAGUGAAAAUGGUUGGAUAAUUCGUGUGUGCCAAUGCACAGAAGUUGAAGACUCGCCAGAUUUCAAUGGUCAACCAGUAUUUAUGGUUGUCUGCACUAAAGUAAAUAAAAUACCCGGAGCUAAUCCAAUUCUUGAGUGGAAUCCAGAUGGACUUACAAAUGAAAGGUUAGAUUCUAUAAAUGAUCUUUUAGAAAUUGUUAUUGAUACACAAAAAUCUGUUUCAAUGUGUUUUGAUCUCACUAAAUGUCAAAUGGAAGACAUGUCAAAUAAUUAUCGAUUUGAAAUAAAUUGUUCCCAAACAAAAAAACCUCGUUAUACAAUUAUGAUUGUUGAAUCUCCUACACAAAAAAAUCCAAAUAAAAUGACUUUUGCAGCAUUCAUUGUUCCUCAUGGUCGAGAACACGAGUGGCUGUUUAGCAGCGAAGAAGGACAAGAUAUACUACGACGAAAUUGUAAUGUAGAUCGCUUAGCUAUUAUUAGUAUGCACCGAGGACAGAUCUAUAAAAAUUUAAAACAAGUACAGCAAGAACUAUCAAGACUUAUGUUGAAAAUAGCACCGCAAGGUGUCAUAAAACGUGGUGAAACUAUAUUAUUUUUAUCAUUAGAACAACAACUUGGAGACCGAAAAAUCAUUAUGGAAAGCAAAAGUGAACAUUCUGGAAAUUUUGUGAUAGAAGAAGUAAUUGGGCAAAAAGACGAAACUUUUAGACGUUUAGUAUUCCUUAACAUGCCUCAUAUCAUUCAAUCAGAAACAAAAUUAUUGACUGAAAAUGGUAAGACCAAAAUUGAUUAUUCCCAUUUCCUCAGCGAUUACAUACCAUAUUUGGGCCUUGGUGUGGGCGUUACAGCAAAUCAAUUAAAUAAAGAAUCUAAAAUCCUUUUAAUUGGUUUAGGUGGAGGUAUACUUACUAAUUUGUUGUUAAAUACUUAUAAAAAUGUAAAUAUUGUUGCUUUAGAAAUAGAUCCAAUUGUAUAUAAAAUAGCCAAAGAAGCUUUUGGACUAAUAGAGGACAGUAGAUUAGAAGUGAACAUUUGUGAUGGUCUCGAGUAUUUAUGCAGUGCUGUCAAAAAUAAUGAUAAAUAUGAUGCAGUAGUGUAUGAUGUUGAUGUUAAAGAUCCAACAUUGGGAUUAAGUGGACCGCCAAAAACUUUUUUGAAACAAGAUAUACUGAAUAACGUAAAAAGUUUAAUUGGAGAAGAAGGUUUAUUUUUAUUAAAUUUUGUCUGUCGGGCAUCUGAUGUUAAAGCUGAAAUUUUAAAUGUUAUGAAGACUAAUUUUAAACAACUAACAUCAUUAAAGAUUGCUGAAGAUAUUAAUAGAGUGUUGUUAGCAAGUAAUAGUGAUAAGACAUUUGAUAUACACCUCUUGGAACAAACUGCUACAUACAUGAACGAAUGCACCAAAAGUAAUCCACUCAUUGCUUGCGAUGUGAUUGAUAUUUCUGCAUUGAAGGAAAGUAUUGAAGAUAUUUAAAGUUCUAGUAUUUUAUAAAUGCUUUAUUUUUUCAUACUCAAUUUACUAAGUACUAUUUAAGUUUAUAUAAAUAAUUUAAU
Molecule: messenger RNA, 2226 nt
Organism: Melanaphis sacchari
Lineage: Eukaryota; Metazoa; Arthropoda; Insecta; Hemiptera; Aphididae
Product: methyltransferase-like protein 13
Exons: 1
Coding region: 155-2146 (663 amino acids)
Source: RefSeq, a predicted model, not a curated record